CUGAGUUCUGUUUGUCCAAACAAGCCCUGACCGAAAAUCUCUCUCAAGUCCACUAUGCUUUUGUCGAAUUAUCUCAACAAUACAACCAACAAUAAACGCGCGGUCAACAUACAGGUCCGUGCGCUGUGUGGCAGGCACACUGGUCGGACUUUGAAGGUGUAGGGCCAUUCAACAAAACUGUCGCGUCGAGACGAACCACCCAACAUAGCUUCCUUUCGCUUCCCCACUUGAAAUAUCCCAGAUUCAACACUCUCAGCGAUGUCUGACAACGAGGGAACCACUAAAAAGAGCGGUUAUCGCCUGGAAUACGCGUCUUCUGCCAGAUCCAAAUGCAAAGGUCCCAAACCUUGCGGUGGUAAUCCAAUCGCCAAGGGGGAGCUUCGUGUUGGCUCUGUCGUCGAUUUCAGGGGGAACACUAGCUAUUCAUGGCGCCACUGGGGUUGCACGACUACCAAGAUCCUAUCCAACAUGAAAUCUCAAUUCGAUUCCCCCGAUGACCUCGAUGGUUUCGACGACCUCAAAGACGAAGACAAAGAGCGCCUCCGCAAGGCAUGGCAGGAAGGCAAGGUUGCCGACGAGGAUAUCCCAGAAACAGCAAGGAAAGCUCCUGGAGAAGAGGCUGAAGAAGAAGAGGAGAAGCCCAAGAAGAGGGCACCAGCAAAAGCCAAGAAAGACGCGGGUGGAGAGGAUGGUGAGAAGCCAAAGAGAAAACGUGCACCUGCAAAGGCCAAGAAAGUGGAGGAGGAGGAAGAUGAAGAUGCUGAAGAGAAGCCGAAGAAGGCUCCUGCAAGGAAGCCUCGCGCAAAGAAAGCCGCAGCUUCGUCAGACGUCGAAGAUAAGGGAGAGUCUGAGGAGAAACCCAAGAAGCGCGCGCCUGCGAGAAAGCCUGCCGCCGAGAAGAAAGUUGCCGAGAAGAAGGCCCCUGCGAGGAAGAGAGCAACUAAGAAAAAGGACGAAGAGGAAGAAUCCGGUGAGGACUUUGCAGAGGCGAUUGCUGAGGUUCAGGACGAGGAGGAAGAAGAUGCAGAAGAGUCUGUCAAGAAGCGCAAGCGACCCGCUUCUUCGAAGCCAGCAUCCACUGCCAAGAAAGCAAAAGUAGCUUCCAAGGCAAAGAAGUCGAAGGAAGUCCUUGAAGAGGAAGAAGACAACGAGUAGAUCAUCCUCUAUCAUUAUGACGUCCCCUUUUCUCCAUUCCCUUGAGUGUCCGCCAAGUGUCCACGAUUCACGCAUUCAUAACAUUGCUAUGUAACUUGUUUGAAUUCUCUUGUAUGCUGUUGAGUAAUUUAAGCUUCGCAUGUUCAAUCACCAG
This is a messenger RNA of Suillus clintonianus, 1309 nucleotides long. Its product is annotated as zf-PARP-domain-containing protein. The transcript has 7 exons. Gene Ontology annotation, molecular function: DNA binding; zinc ion binding. Bases 259 to 1155 code for a protein of 298 amino acids. Lineage: Eukaryota; Fungi; Basidiomycota; Agaricomycetes; Boletales; Suillaceae. The record is from RefSeq and is a predicted model, not a curated record.